CAGAAAUGGCAUGUGUGAAGUGUAAAUUCCACCCGAAGUAAACUGGUAAAAUUAAGUUCGUUUUAGCUGAUUUUCUCGAUAAACCCAAAACAGUAUGGAUAGAUAUAUUAUGGAAAAUAUAUUCAUUUUGCUUAUCAUCAUCUCCUCCGUGGCGGUAAACUCGAGUAUACCAGAAGAAGAGGCACACGAAAUCUUGCGUUUUCAGAAAUUAAUAUGCCCUCCAGUUGGAGAAACAAACGAAUUUGAGUUAACGACUUUACAAACUACGACGAAAAUGUUCGGAUGCGCCUUCCUGGGACUCCACAAGCCAAGUAGCCCUGUACCAAUGUUUCAUUUGUGGGUAGAAGAUCCACAAAUCGUGAUAGACAACAGUAUAGACAUGGGUGGAGGUUGUCGCCGCACGCAUCAAAUGGACCACUUCAUGUUCAAGUGUUUGUCAAGAUUUGUACCAACUGAUAAAAUCGAAUAUCAAAACAACUGGUUGUAUACAUCACUACAGGAAUAUAGUGCAGCUGAUCAAUGUAAAAAUGUAACCACAAAGAAAACCUACAGAUGUGCCAUGUACCAUGUGGUUAACGAUAUCGAAAUGGAUAUUAGAUCAAUCCGGAUGGUAAUUAGUAAGCCUGUAACAGAAGAGAAAUUUGAUAUAAGCCAGUGCGAAGGAUUAUCGGCUCUUUUGGGACGGGAAGAUCUGCCAAUGCUCCCCAAGGGCAUGCGAUAUUGGCCGGACGGAUCCAUGCUCCUAUUUUUAUUAGGAAGAGCGCCAAACUCCCGCAACUUCACCCAAUUCGAUUACUAAUUUUCUUCUAGAGGAGCCAGGCCAGGAUAACGGCACCAUGAAAGAGCUUCUACAAAAAUAGAAAUUAAAUGUACACUCUCAGGUCACCCGGAGCUUCAUAUAUUAUUUAUGUGUAUGUAUAUAUGUAUAUAUAUUUAUUAUUUAUGUACAUAUAUACUUUGCUAUGGAAAGUAGCCUCUGGCUUUCUGAGAGUUCUGUAAAUAUUUGAAAAAUAAUAAAAGUUACUCGUUUUCAAACUGUUAAGACCAGUCGUGGUCGUCCAACUGAAGCUACACGAACAAAAUCUCAUUAUAGUGUAGAUGAUUUUUUUCGUAAAUUAAUAAUGACUAUAAUAAUAAUAGCUAAGAUAAGAUAGUUACAAGAUAGAAUAUGAUUUUUUUUUAAUUUCAAAAACAUAAUAGUUAAAUAAUUGUUUUAUACUA
Molecule: messenger RNA, 1221 nt
Organism: Metopolophium dirhodum (rose-grain aphid)
Lineage: Eukaryota; Metazoa; Arthropoda; Insecta; Hemiptera; Aphididae
Exons: 5
Coding region: 95-799 (234 amino acids)
Source: RefSeq, a predicted model, not a curated record